Erinaceus europaeus (western European hedgehog) is the source of this 4388-nucleotide messenger RNA. It is a transcript of the gene TAP2, whose product is annotated as transporter 2, ATP binding cassette subfamily B member. Gene Ontology annotation, molecular function: ATP binding; ATP hydrolysis activity; ABC-type oligopeptide transporter activity. Bases 65 to 2176 code for a protein of 703 amino acids. Gene Ontology annotation, cellular component: TAP complex; endoplasmic reticulum membrane. The record is from RefSeq and is a predicted model, not a curated record. The transcript is spliced from 12 exons. Lineage: Eukaryota; Metazoa; Chordata; Mammalia; Eulipotyphla; Erinaceidae. Gene Ontology annotation, biological process: antigen processing and presentation of endogenous peptide antigen via MHC class I; transmembrane transport; peptide transport.
AGGUGGGGACCCAGGCCUCUAAGCAGAUCCUUCCGCACUGUGAAGUGUGCGUUCAACUAGCACCAUGAAGCUUUCAGAUCUGAGACCUUGGGCCUUCCUGCUGCUGGCUGACUCGGCCAUACUCUGGCUGCUUCAGGGGACUCUGGGGGCGCUGCUGCCAGGAGGCCUUCCAGGACUGUGGCUGGAGGGUGCUCUGCGACUUGGAAGCCUGUGGUGGCUGCUCCAGCUCGGAGGACUGCUGGGGCUUGUGGGGACACUGCUGCCCCCAUUCUGCCUGGUGACCCCCCUGUUUGUCUCCCUGAGGGGCCUGGUCCCAGGGGCCUUAUCUGCACCUCCGCUCAGAGUGGCUUCAGGGCCCUGGAGCUGGCUGCUGUUGGGGUACGGGGCUGCAGGGCUCGGCUGGGCGGUGUGGGCCGUGCUGAGCCCCCCAGGAGCCCAGGAGAACAAGCAGGGCCAGGAGAACAACAAAGCCUUGAUGUGGCGUUUGCUGAAGCUCUCCAGGCCAGACGUGCCCUUCCUCACUGCUGCCUUCUUGUUCCUGGUUCUGGCUGUGUUGGGUGAGACAUUAAUUCCUCACUAUUCUGGGCGUGUGAUUGACAUCCUGGGCAGCAAUUUUGACCCUGAUGCCUUUACCAGUGCCAUCUUUUUCAUGUCUCUCUUCUCCAUUGUGAGCUCACUGUCUGCUGGCUGCCGAGGAAGCUUCUUUCUCUUGGCCAUGUCCAGAGUCAACUUGCGUAUCCGGGAGCUACUCUUCUCCUCCCUUCUGCGCCAGGACCUCGGUUUCUUCCAGGAGACUAAGACAGGGGAGCUGAAUUCACGGCUGAACUCAGAUACCACCCUGAUGAGUAACUGGCUCUCUCUGAAUGCCAACAUACUCCUGCGAAGCCUGGUGAAAGUGGUGGGGCUGUACAGCUUCAUGCUCAGCCUGUCACCUCGGCUCACCCUCCUCUCUCUGCUAGACCUGCCUCUCACAAUAGCGGCCGAGAAAGUGUACAAUGUCCGCCGUCAGGCAGUGCUUCUGGAGAUCCAGGAUGCAGUGGCAAAGGCAGGCCAUGUAGUGCGGGAAGCAGUCGGAGGGCUGAAGACUGUGCGCAGUUUUGGAGCUGAGGAGCAGGAGGUGUGUCGCUAUAAGGAGGCCCUUGAACGAUGCCGUCAGCUGUGGUGGCGAAGAGAUCUGGAACGAGCUCUCUACUUGCUCAUAAGGAGGAGUCUGUACUUGGGAGUGCAGGUGCUGAUGCUGAACUGUGGGCUGCAGCAGAUCCUGUCUGGGGACCUCACCAGGGGCGGGCUGCUCUCUUUUGUGCUCUACCAGGAAGAUGUGGGCCGCUAUGUGCAAACCCUGGUGUACAUAUGUGGGAACAUGGUGAGCAGUGUGGGAGCUGCAGAGAAGGUGUUUCAUUACCUGGACAGAAAGCCAAACCUGCCUCCACCAGGGACGCUGGCUCCCCCCACUCUGCAGGGGCUUGUGGAGUUCCAAGAUGUCUCCUUUGCAUAUCCCAACCGCCCUGACCAGCCUGUGCUCAAGGGGCUGACAUUUACCCUCCAUCCUGGUCAGAUGACGGCCCUGGUGGGGCCCAAUGGGUCUGGGAAGAGCACAGUGGCUGCCCUGCUGCAGAAUCUGUACCAGCCCACAUCAGGGAAGCUGCUGCUGGAUGGGGAGCCCAUUUCCCACUAUGAGCACUACUACCUGCACCAACAGGUGACUGUGGUUGGGCAGGAGCCAGUGCUGUUCUCGGGUUCUGUGAGGGACAACAUUGCUUAUGGGCUGAAGAGCUGCAGUGACGAGCAGGUGAUGGUGGCCGCUCAGGCUGCCAAAGCCGAUGAAUUCAUAAAAGAAAUGGAGCAUGGACUCUACACAGAUGUAGGUGAGAAAGGGGGACAGUUGGCUGUGGGACAGAAACAAUGUCUGGCCAUUGCCCGGGCCCUUGUGCGGGAACCCCGAAUCCUCAUCCUGGAUGAAGCCACCAGUGCCCUGGACGUCCAGUGCGAGCAAGCUUUGCAGGACUGGAAGUCCCGUGGAGACCGAACGGUACUGGUGAUCGCGCACAGGCUGCAGACGAUUCAGAGAGCUGACCAGAUUCUGGUGCUCAAGCAGGGAGAGCUGCAGCAACAAGCCCAGCUCAGGGAGGGCCAGGACCUCUAUUCCCAUUUGGUGCAGCAGCAUCUGAAAGACUAAGGGUCUGGGGGCUCUGGACCCUUCUUGUGCCCAUCUUCAUGAUUGAUGGUAGCUCCUACUGUAAGUUUCUUUGGAGCUGAAGGACCAUGUGUGCAUGGGAUUUUGGGGGAGCUAGAGGGCUGUCUGUGUGCAGGAACCUUGUUUCCUUGAUAAACAGAACUUUGCUUGGUACUGAGUGGCAUAUUGUAUAUAGAAGCUUAAUAAAUAUAGUUAAAUAACAUAUUUUAUUAUUAUAAUAAAUAGCACUGAUACAUAAGGAAAAGUGGUUGGUUAUUAUCUCCAUUUUAUAGAUGAGGAAACUCUUCUCACAGAGAUUUAAUAACAUCCUCAGUGUUACACAGACCUGGAGUUGGAGUUGAACCCAGGUCUGACCCCAGAGUUCACACUCUUAAUGAAUCAACUAUAGUGUGUCCUGUCUUCAUAACCUCUCAGUCAUAAUCAGGCCAAGGAAAGCCCUCUUACUUUUGGCAUAGAACAACUGCUACAUUAUCUUCUGUCCAGUCCUGUUGUUAUAACUUCUGUUUAUAGUCUGGAUGAUCUCAACUCUAUACAGAGGCUCCCUAUCAUUGGUUCACCUCUUCUAGCCACUUUCCACAAAGACACAUCUCUUUCUAGAAGGCACAGGGGGUGGAAACACUUCUGCAGAAUUCUCCAAGUGCUUGUUGUCCCUUUUUACUCAGAUCUUCUUCAGAGCAUACAACAUUUUCCAACUGGGUUGUCUCCUCUUUCCAGGGACAUUAAGUUGCAGCUAUAACAAAGAUCUAGCCCUUUGUAUCUUUGCAUGUAGUGUUCCUUGGCAUUCUCUGCAUUUUUUUUUUUUAACCAGACCACUGGUCAGCUCUGGCUUAUGGUGGUGCGGGGGAUUGAACCUGGGACUUUGAAGCCUCAAGCAUGAGAGUCUCUUUGCAUAACCAUUAUGCUAUCUACCCUCCACUCUCUAUUCCGUCUGGAGAAAGUGCCCUUUCCAGGAACUCCUGGUGGGACAGCCGUAUCAUAUAUAUUAUCAAGCUUCCUAUGUGUAGCCUGGCAGGCAGUGCAUAUGUGCCUGUUGAAUAAAUGGACAGAUUUCCCUCCAAGGUCCUUAAUCUUCUCUGUAUACAUCAACACUGAACAUCCAAGGCUGUAGUUAGUACCAGUUACUUGGAGGAACUUAACCUUUGAUAGUUGCUGUUCAAGGAAAGAGAAACUUUCACAUUCCUAGAAAUAACAUGUACUUCCCAGUGCCAACAAUGAGCUAACCGGAACUACUGUUUUGGAUUCCCCUCUGGCUGGCAGCUAUUGGAGCAGGGUUGGAUGAGAGCAGGGAACUUCUCAUAAAGCUGAAACUUUGCUCUAUCCUGCUGCUGCCCUGCUGUACCAGACCUGUUUAUAGAUGCUACUGAGGUGAAAUACACAUUUGGAGAGAGAGAGAGACAGAGAAGGCUGUCCUGACUCCUUCUCUUCCUAUGCCAAAUGUCCCUUUCUCUGCUUAUAAAACUGGACCAAUAACUUUCCAACUUUAUGAAACUAUCUGAUGCGAGAUGUUUUGCUAAAAUUUUGACAUCCUCAGUACUAUCAUACAGUUGUAAAGCUUUAAGCCUGGAAGGCUUUAGCAGUUCAAAGCUUAUUUUACAGAGGGGAAAAUUGACCUGAAACUACAAUUAUUUAGUGAGAGAGGAGAAAAACUCAGACAUCCUGAAGGGCAAAUAGGAAAAGACAGCAGACCGUAGGACCUUAAAAUGGCCCUAAAAUUUGCUAUCUUGGAAAUCCCCAGGUGAAUCUUAUGCCAGGGACACAGAAGAUUGGUCCCAGACAGACACAUCAUUAUGAGUGCCCUUACAAUUAAUAAUGCUGAUUUCCUCCAGAAAAUUUCUUCUUUUUAUCCACCUCCUAUUUCUUCAAGUCAUUUUCCCACUCCUUAUUUUUCUCCUUAUUAUUGUCAUCUAUCUUCAUUAUUUUCCCACUCAGUCACAUUUUACUCUUUGCAAAGGAAGAUAUAAGUGGACAGGAAGAAUUUUAUGGUAUUCAGUGAAAUUCUUUGGAUCCCAAAGUAACCCACACAGCAACUGCCCUACCAAAUGCAGAAACAGCCUAGAGGUAGUUUCAGAUCAUUUCUGCUCCAUUCUAGUGGGGAAGCUACUUGAAAUUACAUUGUGAAUCAAGAAUAAUAUCCUAGCUGUCAAAAUUUUGGGGGAAGGAUUAGGGAAUAAGAAAAACAAAAAUCUUCUCUAGG